This is a messenger RNA of Microstroma glucosiphilum, 2961 nucleotides long. RefSeq lists its product as hypothetical. The transcript has a single exon. The record is from RefSeq and is a predicted model, not a curated record. Bases 69 to 2756 code for a protein of 895 amino acids. Lineage: Eukaryota; Fungi; Basidiomycota; Exobasidiomycetes; Microstromatales; Microstromataceae.
AUACAAAUCCUCUACCUUAGAUACACAGGGCCAAGCAAACCCCCUCACACUUCCCUCAGACGCCACUCAUGGCUUCUGCGCCUGCUGUCAAGCGGGUGCCAUCCUCGGCCAAUACUGCCGAGACACAACCCACCCCAGCUCCCAUCCGAGAUGCCAGCGACCAAUAUCGAGACGACGCAGAGGACGCCGAUGAAGAGACAGAGGGACUUCUCGCCUCGAAUCGAUCGCAAAGAGCACACAAUGACAGUCGCACAGAACCUACCUCGCCUGUCGCCCGAGCCUGGGAGACAGUAAAGGCCACCUGCGACGUCUAUCGUACCGAACUGGCUGCGAGAUUUGGCAGUACCAGCGCAACAAGGAAGGGCAAGCAGAGGAGAAAUGAUGCACGUACAGCCAGUGGCGGUGCAACGGUCUCGUCUAGCAGCACCACACCGUCUGAUGCUCAUCCCUGGUGGGCAGAAGUGAAGCGUACGCUGCGCAACCCUAUCGUGCGAGCAGUCCUCUUCACACUUCUGGGACUCCUCGUUCUCAUUCUCCUCCUCAUCGGAAUCGAAGUAGCCCACAUCUCCUUAUCUACCCUCAAAUCACCCUCCGAAGAGGCGCAAGCAAGGAUCCUGGACGAGGCACUCGUCCUCGAGGGGCCCGACUCGGUUCGCCUUCUGAACAUCUCCGAUGACGGCAUUCAAGUCAGAGUGGACGGACGUCUCGGUCUAGAUCCUGACAGGGCCUUGGACAUUUGGCUGGGCAAGAGGAAGGUAGAAGGCUGGUGGAAGAGGAAAGACCGAGAUCUCGUAGAGUGGGCCUUGGGAAAGGUGGGAGGUGUCAAGGUGGAGCUGGGGCAGCUGACCAUUGCUGAGCCUGACUGGUCACUGGACAUUGAGGAGCAAGAGCUGGAUCUGAUCCCGGACCAAGCCAAAGAUGGCAGGUCGGGAGCAGUGAAGGCUCUGUCGCCUCGAAGUGUCAGCGCCUCUGCUCCUCCUCGCAGCCUCCUCACCUUCCACCUGGACCCGCUGUACGUCCCCUUCCCUGGUCUACUGCAUUCCUCGGAGGCGGAGGGUCCCAUCCUCGGCGGGCCCAACUCGACACACAGAGCACGUCUCACGAUGCGUCCUCUCAAUCUUACUCUCCUCUUCAAGCCAGUUGCGCCCGCCCCUUACCUGGUUACGCUGGGCGAGCGAGCAGCCAAGCAAGGCAACGCCACCCUGGACAUCAAGGUCGACUCUCUCUCCGUCAAGGGAAUCACCCAGGCUGAGAUGGAGGGUAGGCCUGCAGGCAAAGGCUCACGUGUGCCAGGAAUGAUCUCGCUAGGACAGAAGAACAUCGUCAAGAGGGUGCUGCAGCGGAUUCCCAAGAUCGAGCCUGGCAACUCGACUGAUGCGGUGCUCAACCUCACCAGGUACGACUUUUCCGAGAUCAACAGUGGCUUCGCGUCCAGCAGUGGAGAUGAUCAGUCCACGCAGGGAACCAAGGCGCUGGGCAUCAAGGCAUACGCCGAGGCUCUGAACCCCCUGGGAGAGCUGCUGCGAGGUAGCGUAGAAUACAGCCUUCCUUUUGGCAUCUACCUGCCUGUGCCAGAGGGAGCCAACUUGACCGCCAAGGCCGACAAGCCAGAGACGGUCCUGCUUGCAGCCGUGGCUAGUGAGCCAUUCCAGCUUGAGGGUCAGGAUAAGAUCCCCAUCAUUGUGACCGGCAGAGUUGUACCUCCUCCGGCGCCAGAAGCACUAUCCUCGCCGUCGUCGGCGCAGCAGUCUGGCUCACACCAGAAAGUCAUGUCUGCAUCCAGCUCGCAAGUGCACGCUCAGGCCUCUCCACAAGAGGCAGCCUUGGGCAACUUCCUGUCUCGCUUCCUGCGUGGAGACGACAACACCGUCUACGUUCGAGGUGGAUCUCCUUUCCCACCAGAGACGAACGACUGGAAUUUGCCGGGCGCUGGAUCUCGUCACCUACCUAGCUGGCUCACAUCUGCCCUCACCAUCCUGGAUGUUCCCAUCUCCUUUCCUGGAUCCAAGGUGACUGACCUGAUCAAGAAUGUGACGAUCUCCGAUUUGCAGAUCAAGCCUCACCCUUUUAGUCAGGAGAAGCUCCUCUUUAGCGGCACCAUCAUGGGCGAGAUUGCCCUCCCUGGAGAGCUGGCAGCAGUGGAUGUAGAAGUGAGGAGGUUGUGGCCUGAUAUUCUCGUCUUUGACGGGAAGCCACCGUCGAUGAAGAAGCCUGGCGAGGGAGACGGAGGCCAUGGAGGGAUUCCCGAUGAUGGAGGUGAUGAUGAUGACGACGACGAUGGUAUUGUCGCGGGCACGGCGACUAAGACCACCAGGGGCUCCCCGCUCUCAUCUCUCUUCUUCGACAAGGACGAAGAAGACGACGACCCUUCUAUCCCUCCUCUCCCCUCUCCCCUCCCCUCGGGCGCCUUUGGCCGUGUCCGUCCACACACCUUUGCCAACGCCACCACCUUCUGGUCUUCGGACAGCCCACCCAAGAAACUCCUCAAGAGCAAACUCGUCGAUGUACCCUUUACCGUCUUGCCCGGUCGAGGAAAAGAGUUUCGUGCAUUUACCUGGAAACUCAUUACGGCGGGGGAUAAAGGAGUAGAGGCAGGAAUCGAAGGAAGCUCUAGAGUGGGGAUUUGGAAUAGUGGAUUGGGCGAUUUGGAGAUUGCUAAAUUGCCGGUUGUAGGGGCCUUUGUUGUUGGUGGAAAAGGGGGAGGAGGGGAUGACGAUGACGAUGGACUUGCCCUAGGUAGCGGGAAUGCUGCAUAGUCCUGCCCCCUUUGUCAGGCCGCGUGGGCCGUCCGUUGCUUUUGUGGUCGUGUUCUGUAUCGUACAUGCUCCCUUUCUCUUAUCUGGAUACAAGUUCUGUCGCUGCUCUAUUUUCCCACUCGCGCUCGCACGCAACAUGUCCUUCUCUCCUUUUGCAUUCUCCCUAUUUAUGUAAAUGCCCAUAUCUCAUCCAAUCCACGCUUCG